Messenger RNA from Amorphotheca resinae ATCC 22711, 2083 nucleotides. Its product is annotated as glycosyltransferase family 21 protein. Bases 125 to 1723 code for a protein of 532 amino acids. Gene Ontology annotation, biological process: glucosylceramide biosynthetic process. Gene Ontology annotation, molecular function: ceramide glucosyltransferase activity. Lineage: Eukaryota; Fungi; Ascomycota; Leotiomycetes; Helotiales; Amorphothecaceae. Gene Ontology annotation, cellular component: membrane. The record is from RefSeq and is a predicted model, not a curated record. The transcript has 2 exons.
AAAAAAAAAAAGGAGCCAUGGUGUCUUUGGUUACAAAUGGACGAUCGUCCGUAUGAGAAGUCCUUCUCCCAAUUCCGUCCUGGCUACUGCAUCUGCAGUAGGAGUAGCUUCAGAAAAACAUGAAAUGUCGUUGUGGCUUUUUGCAGCGGCCCUUGCGUGUGGAAUAUGGUAUUUCUUUAUCAUCCUCGUCCAGGCCAUUGGCUUCACCCAAUUAUUCCGCUCUUACUCCUCGAAGCCAAAACCUGCUGUUUCUCCCAAGUUAAACCCAGAUGAUAUCCCGCAUGUUACCAUUCUGCGACCUGUUAAGGGGCUCGAACCGCAAUUAUACGAGUGUCUUGCGGCCACCUUCCACCAGGAAUAUCCACGAGAGAAAUUGACCAUCUACUUCUGCAUAGAAUCGGUCAAGGAUCCUGCGUAUCCAGUCUUGCAACGUCUGCUGGCAGACUUCCCGUCGUUCGAUACAAAGAUCUUCCUCGAGGAGGAGGAUCCGAAUCUCAGUGGCCAUGGAGGGGAAAUAACCAACUUGGGCCCCAAUCCCAAGAUUAGGAACAUGAGCAGAGGAUACCGGGAAGCAAAGGGAGACGUUGUCUGGAUCAUUGACUGCAAUGUUUGGAUUGGGCGCGGGGUUGCUGGUCGAAUGGUUGACAAGCUCUGCGGCUUCAAAGCGGAUGGGUCACGAACCACGCCCUACAAGUUUGUUCAUCAACUGCCUCUGGUCGUGGACAGUGUUAGUGCCAGUGCUGGGGAAGAGGCUCGAGGAAUCUUAAGACCUGAGCACAACAAAGAACAUCAAGUCUCGUCCACCAGCUCAGCAGCAUACAGUAUCUCCUCCACUCCCAAGAACGAAUCCCAGUUGUCUAGCAUCCUCCGAAUCCGUGGCGGGCGUCUUGAGGAGAUGUUCAUGGCAUGCUCUCACGCCAAAUUUUAUACCGCAAUCAACACCGUCGCUGUUGCUCCCUGCAUUGUUGGUAAGUCCAACAUGUUCCGGCGCUCACAUCUCAACUACCUCACCUCGGGCGCCUCACCGUACUCGCCGGGUAUUGAUUUCUUCUCCGAAAACAUCUGCGAAGACCAUCUCAUUGGCGAUCUUCUCUGGCGCAAGAAAGUCGCUGGCGAAGUAGCAGGAGAGAAAUGGAAGAAACACGGUCUGGUGCUUGGGGAUCUAGCAAUUCAACCUAUGGCUGGCAUGUCGGUGCGAGAAUACAUUGCACGCCGUGUACGCUGGCUGCGGGUUAGAAAGUGGACUGUGACAUUGGCUACUUUCGUAGAGCCGGGCGUAGAACCAUUCCUGUGUUCGGUAUACGGAGCCUUUGCUCUCACCACACUCCCCUGGUUCCCCUUCAUCCCACAAACAUGGUCCGCCUUUGCCAUUCUCUGGCUCGCCAGCGUGAUAACAUGGAUGUUGCUAGACUCCCUCGUCUACGCAAAACUGCAUUCCGGGUCCUCCGUCGAACUCGAUGUCGACACACCCUCAUUUGCCAUUCCUUAUAUCGGAAGGUCACGUCGAUCGCUCAAAGAGUGGGUGCUUGCUUGGCUUGGACGAGAGUUUCUUGCGCUUCCUAUCUGGAUUUGGGCUUGUUUAGGAGGAACGACUGUUAUGUGGCGUGGGAAGAAGUUCUAUGUUGGCUUGGAUAUGAAGGUCAAAGAAAUCAAGGACGAGAAAAAGACAUCCACUCCAAGGGCGGCGAAUGGAAGCGCGAAGGGUAAAGGUAGAUUGGAUUGAUGAUACGAACUUGCAGUACCUAGUGCUCAGACUUGAUACGUUCUUCAUCCUUUCAUUUUGCUCUUGGUCUUUUGAAUUCAACGCUGCCCCAAGUCAGAGCAUGCCUAGGACAUCGCGUCGUUUCUCUGCGAGAACUCUCUGUUUCUUUGCUUACUCUCACGUCAAUCGGACUAUGAAUAGACUUACGCGCCCUCUCAAAUAUGCACAGUUGUCAGAAAGGUUUGAGUAGUUGGAGUUGGGCUGGAGAGACCGGGGAAGCUGCCUUUUUGAUUCUCUGUGUUAUGCGUUGAGUUACUAGACAGUUUUCUACUCACGAUAGGAUGAUGUGUAUAUCUUUAUAGAAGUUAAAUACCCUCAUGC